GCUGUUAAAUAUUUCUCUGACAUUUGCUUGACUCUCUUUUAUCAAGAUGGAGCUGUACAUAACCAUACUCACCCUUGCUGUUGUUCUUCCAACCGAUGCUGAAUUAUUACAUGAAUAUUUUGGAAUUCAUGGAUGCUCUGAGACAGAUGGAGAGGAUAUGCAUGGAAUUGAUGGAGAGGAAAUGUGGCAUGCCGACUAUAAUCAGAAGAGAGGAGUAGUAACAAUACCUGAUUUUGGAAAUCCUCUUGUAUUUCCUGAUUUUUAUGAAACAAGUGUUGUUGAAAUGAAAGGGUGCAAAACUGAAGUAGCCUUUUUGACUAACAUUUUCGAGAGCCCACCACCAGAAAUGGAUGCACCACAAACAUCCAUCUAUCCAAGGGAUGAUGUACAACUAGGUGUUCAGAACACCCUCAUCUGUCAUGUGACCGACUUCUAUCCUCCAUCUAUCAGCAUCUCAUGGACUAAGAAUAAUGUUAAUGUGACAGAGGGCAUGAGUUUAAGUCAGUACCGUCCAAGGGCAGAUGGUACCUUCAGCGUCUUCUCUACUUUUAGGAUUACACCUAUUGAAGGAGACAUUUACACCUGCACUGUGAACCACAUAGCCCUUCAGGGUCAACCUCAGAUCAAAACAUGGGAUGUUGAUGUUGCCCUCCCAAGUGUUGGUCCAGCUGUGUUCUGUGGAGUGGGUCUGACUCUUGGACUAUUGGGAGUCGCUACUGGAACUUUCUUCCUCAUUAAAGGGAACAACUGCACCUGACUUGGAAGCAAAGACAACAUCUCUUAUUGGAACUGGCCAAUUAGACAACUAUGCUAUUGAAAUGGUGGAUUACAGAAUCAUUUCAAUAUAUAUCCUUUGAGUGGUUGUUAAUUAAUUUAUUAAUCAAUAAUUAUCCUUUUAAAUAUAAAUUAUUUGAAUGACUUCUUCAGGCUUAUGAUAUUUAUAUAAUCACUGGAACAUGUUCUCUUUGUUUUUGAGAGAAGCACCCAACACAUGUUAAAUCAUAUAUUUACUCUUCUAGCUGACAUGGGUAUCAUGGGUAGCCUAGGUCACUGGCGUAACUCAGGUCUGUCUCCUAUGUGACCAAUUCAUAUUCAAAGCAUUUACUUUACUUUUCAUCUUCAAUCACUAGAGAAUAAUGACAAUGUCUGAACCCCUUACUGAGAGAAGUAUACAGCAUAUUUUGGUAAAGUUUCCUGAUCAGAGCUAGAGCUCGACCAACUCCAACCUUGAAGAAGCUGUAUCUGUGUAUGUGUUUUAGUACCCUUUGUUACAGGACCUGAUGUUUGUGAGGUGAUCAAUUGGCACCCAGGAUGGCUAAAACUGGACACUAGACACUUACAGAGAUGUGUAAGUGAUCAGAGAUCCUGGAUGUCAUCAAGAUAAUCAAUGGAGAUAUGCUUCUGACUAACAGCCCAUAUGUAGAAUUUUUCUAAGUUGAUCAAUGCCUUAACCAAUCAGAAUCAUUCAACCUGAAAUAAUGGUGUAUAUAGUGACCUGUGUUCGAGUAUAAUUGCUGCUGUAUUAAAUGUGUACGCAGAGCACUUCUUACUGACUUCUGCUGAUGAAACGGCAAAAUAUUCUUCAGUAAAAAUCUCCAACAAUUAAUUGCA
This is a messenger RNA of Rhinichthys klamathensis goyatoka, 1611 nucleotides long. Its product is annotated as H-2 class II histocompatibility antigen, A-D alpha chain-like. The record is from RefSeq and is a predicted model, not a curated record. Gene Ontology annotation, biological process: positive regulation of T cell activation; antigen processing and presentation of exogenous peptide antigen via MHC class II; immunoglobulin production involved in immunoglobulin-mediated immune response. Bases 47 to 757 code for a protein of 236 amino acids. The transcript is spliced from 4 exons. Gene Ontology annotation, cellular component: membrane; MHC class II protein complex. NCBI's taxonomy places the organism in Eukaryota, Metazoa, Chordata, Actinopteri, Cypriniformes, Leuciscidae. Gene Ontology annotation, molecular function: MHC class II protein complex binding.